ACACCAAGGCACACAUUAAGUCACCAGCUGCACACAUCCGUGCCCUUCACGCUCCCCCGGCCUCCCUCGCCCUGCACAAUGUAUUUCUGCUUGCUGGGGCGCAUGUGACAGUGCAGUCCCUGCUUUGCCUAGCUCUGAGCAGCAGGUCUCUCAGGUAACAGGUGGCAGCUUCCCCUGUUGGAUUCUAGGCAUAAAAAAGAAUGACCUCAUAGGGGUGGGGCUCUGGGACUCCAUAGAGGUGGCAGUCACAGCCAGGUAACCCUGAGUGACGCCGCCGGCUAGUAAGAAGGGGCAGUUAGACUGUUGCUCGGGUGUGUCCCCCUCACUCUGAGGCACCUCGGCAGCUGGGCCUGGCCUGUAAGCCUCUGAAGCUGGUCUUUGCCUCACAUGGAGCCCAAAGAAGCCAUGAGGACUGAAAACAUGGGCACCAAGAAGAAGAAUCUGACCUUCCUGAGGACCAGGCUGUACAUGCUGGAGAGGAGGAAGACGGACAGCGUGGUGGCCGGCAGCGCCCCUGCGGACCCCUCUGCCAGUCUGCGCAGGAGCCAGUCCGACAGGACCGAGUACAGCCAGAAACUGCAAGAAAAGAUGGCUCCGCAGGCCGAGGGCUCUGCAGCUCAGGGGCCUGCCCUGGAGACCGAGCACCAGCUGAGGAGGGUGAUGGCGAAGAGGGCGCGAAUCAUGGCGGAGCUGAUCCAGACGGAGCGGGACUACCUCAACGACUUAGAGCUGUGCGUCAGGGAAGUGGUCCGGCCCCUGAGAGAGAAGCAGCUCGACAGGCUGGACGUGGACAGCUUGUUCAGCAACAUCGAAGCGGUGUGCCAGAUAUCCGCCAAGCUGCUGGCGCUGCUGGAAGAGGCCACCACGGACGUGGAACCGGCCAGGCAAGUCAUCGGGGAAGUGUUCUUGCAGAUCAAAGGGCCGCUGGAGGACGUUUACAAAAUCUACUGCUACCACCACGACGACGCUCGCAGUGUCCUGGAGUCCUAUGAAAAGGAGGAGGAACUGAAGCGACACUUGAGCCAGUGUGUCCAGUCCUUAAAGAGAAUAUACACGGAAGAAGGCAAGUCUAACCUCCUGGACAUGGGCUCGCUGAUGAUCAAGCCCAUUCAGCGGGUGAUGAAGUACCCACUGCUCCUGUGCGAGCUGCGGAACUCCACGCCCCCUUCCCACCCGGAUUACCGAGCGCUGGAGGACGCCUUCGCUGCCGUGAAGGACAUCAACGUGAACAUCAACGAACUUAAGAGAAGGAAAGAUCUAGUUCUCAAAUACAGGAAGAAUGACGAGGAUGAAUCACUUAAAGACAAAUUGUCUAAACUGAAUAUUCAUUCAAUUAGCAAGAAAUCAAAAAGAGUGACGAAUCAUCUAAAGAUCCUAACCAGAGGAGAACCGCAGGUGAAAGACAAUACCUUUAACAGAGAAGAAAAGCUUUUUCGGUCUUUAGAAAAGACUGUGAGGCUCUGUGUGAAGAACAUCUCGUCCUGCCUUCAACACACCCAGGACGCUGUGCCCUUGGCUCUGCAGAGUGUGAUGGGGCUCGGGGAGAUCGCACACGACAAAGGCGAGGACGAGGGGGACUCUUCGGAUACGCCGAGGGACGCCCUGAAUCCCUGUCACGACUUUGCCGCUCCCUUGCAGAGGCUCGUCCUGACCCCCCUGGCGGCCCUGCUCUCCUUGUUCCCAGGGCCGCAGAAGCUCAUCCAGAAACGCUACGACAAGCUGCUGGACUACAACGGCUGCCUGCAGCGGUCGGCAGGGGACGAGUCGGACUUGGCCAAAAAGGAGUAUGAGGCCCUCAACGCCCAGCUGGUGGAGGAGCUGCAGGCGUUCAACCGGGCGGCAGGGAGGGUCCUGCGGAGCUGCCUGGGCAGCUAUGUCACCCUCCUGAGAGACCUGAUGCUCCGGGCGCAGCAGGCGCAUUCCGCCGCGGGGCCGGUGCCACUGACGGCCCCAGACAUCUCCGUGGUUCAGAACCGAGUGCUGGAAGAGGUUCAGAAUCUGAAUUUUGUGAAGGACAACAGUGCCACCUUCAUUGAGAGGAAACUCAGCUUUGAAAAGAAAAAGCCCGUGCAGAGUCUGCCAGAAGGGCCACGUCAGACGGACAGUCACCGCUCCCAGCUUCUGUGCACCUACAGUGCAGAGGAGCUCUACCAAGCCAAGCGCAGGUGCAACGUGACACAGGAGCAGGACAUCAGUCUUCUGGAAGGAGAGCUGGUGGCUGUCAUGGAACAGAAAGACCCCCUGGGGAGUUCCAGCAGGUGGCUUGUUGACACCGGAAUUGCCAAAGGGUACGUGUACGCCUCUUUCCUAAAACCCUACAAUCCAGCCAGAGCGCGGAAGGGGGAUGCCGAGAGCAGGCUCCGUGAGGAUGACUUCGACAACAUCAGCCUCUUUGUGUCUUCACGGCCAGCGAGAGACAGUGUCACGGGCACCCCAGAAGGCAGCAUAAGCGACAGCAGCUCGUCUCUUAGUGGCACAUGUGGAAAGUUAGAGACCAAUGGCACUGAUGUUGACAGUUUUCAGGAAGUAGAGGAACAGAUUUUCUAUGCAGUUCAUGCUUUUCAAGCCCGGAGUGACCAUGAGCUCAGCCUCCAGGAGUAUCAGAGAGUCCACAUUCUCCGAUUCUGUGACCUCAGUGGCAAUAGGGAGUGGUGGUUAGCGGAAGCUCAGGGGCAGAGAGGGUACGUGCCAGCCAACUAUCUCGGGAAGAUGAGCUACGCCUGAGAGCACCAGCCUCUGCCUCAGUUUUCCGACACACUAUCGACUGAUUACCUCCUAAAACUGAACAUCGGACCAAAAAGCAAGGGGCCUCCAGAUGAUAUGAACUGCUACUUUGUCAAGGUCGAGGGAAGACCGUACCUCCUGCUGGGGUGACCCCAUGGGUGUGUGCUAGAGCAUACAUGUGCCAGAUACUAUGCCAACAGCAGGGCAGACCGCCCAGGCCCCAGUGGCCAGCUCCUUAAAAGCGGGGAUCUUCCGAAAGAGUAACUUAUGAAAGGUCGGCUCUAAGGAUAAGGUCUUUCAAUUUCAUGUGACUUUUUUAUUCUAGUCUAUAUUGGUCUCAAAUACGUUCGUUUUAAAAAUAUUUUUCCCUUGUAUAUGCAUGUAUGUUUACAUACAUACAUACAUAUACCCUAUGUCUUCUACAGUUUAUACAUGCAUGUAUAUAGUAGUGGUAACACACAUAUGUGUAAAACAAAAACAUACUAAAUACACAGAAAUGUAGGAAUUGCCUAACAACUGACUAAAAGUUUUUGAUGUGGAAGCUUUUAAAAAUAUUUUUAAAGGGAAAAAGAGCACUCUGUUAGCUAGGUAACAGCUGACACUGAGUGCAUACUACAUGCUGAACACUGUUCUAAGUGGUUUAUGUGUGGAAACUCUUUUGUACUCAUGAUAGAAAUUUGUGGCCCAAAAGUGAAGUUGUUUGGCCCAAGUCACACUGCUAGUAAGUGGUAGGGUUGGGACUCAAACCUGGGGUAGGGUAGCUGCUCCUAACCACUGACCAGGACCCCGGCUGUGUGUUCGUUUGCAAUCUGCGAAGCACUGAGCGAUGCAAAGAGUGAACAGUGAUGAGGACCGUUCCGCCUCAGGCCCAGAUGUCAGCAUUUAGAUUUUCAAAAUUAAGGGCUACCAUAUUAGCUUAGAGAGAACAAAGCAUCUAGGUUUAUUAUUAUUAUUAUUAUCUUUACUGUUAUAACCAUUUCUGAGCGUAUACUCCUUCAAAAGCGAUCUUACAUGAUGGCUAAUGGUGCUUUAAUGAGGAAGUAUUUGUGGAUCGCCCAAUCACUUAGAUGACAAAUGGGGCAUGUGUGUUCCAUGUGCUGAGCCAAGCUGUAAAUAUUUUUGUUCGAACAAGACAGGCACCAAGGAUAACCUCUGCUAUCACGCAGCUCUAGACACGGGACUGUCAUUUGGGCAUCCUUCAGAGAGAAUUGCCCUCUAAAGUUUCAGGCAUAUUUUGCCAAGACAUUUUCUGAACUAAAGAUGCUUCUUUGUAACAGAAAAAAGAUUGAACCUGACUUUAGGUGGGCACUCAAAGACUUUAGGUAUACAGGGACUUUGUUUUUAAUUAUUCUUUACAGACCCAAUUUCAAAUGAGAGUGAAUUCCAGUUCACCUAGGGUUAAAGCAAAAGAAAUGCACACUUGCCGUAUGUGGAGAUGAUGAGCAUGCCCCCAAACCAAAAGAGUGGGAAAAUGUGGGCUAUGUGUGCGUUUAUAUACGCUCACUUGUGUACAUAUAGAAGUUGUGUCCCUAAAGCUCCCAACAAAAAUGAAGACAUAUAAGUAGCACAGGUCUGCUUCUCUGGCUGAAAUAACUGGCCAGAUGGACAUGAGAAAUGUGUCCACUUGUUGGUCCUGGGACUGAUGCGUCCUGUCGGACCGCUGAGAAACCACGCCAGGAAAAGGCAGUCUGGCAGGGAGCCGCUGAGCAAAGCCCAAGGAAGCCUCCCCACUGCAGCUCUCCUCUCCUCUCCCCUCCCCUCCCACCGCAGCUCUCCUCUCCCCUCCCACCACGUUCUCUCCUCCCACCGCGUUCUCCCCUUCCACCGCAGCCGUUCCCCACCCGAUGUGCUCCUAAACAACCGGGAAACUACCUUGGGACGCUUUAGGAACGCGGUUUACAUUUCACUGGCCACCUAGGCUUUGCAAAAAACGUUAUGUAACACCCUCAUUUUCUAAGGACUUUGUUUAAAAUCAAGUAAAUUCUAAUCUCGAGGUCAUUUUAUUGGGCUUUAGGGAAAUAAAUUCCCCAAAUAGCUAUGAGAUGUGUAAUUCUUCAAGAGGUUUAAAAGAUAAAACGGUUGUGACAUCAGUGUAAUUUGGGAUAGGUAUACUAAUGUAAUUAUUUCUUUAUAGCUUUUUAAAAUUAAAUACUACUGUAAAGUAUAGGAUCCUCUGAAAUCGGUAUUUUUACUAAGAAUGAAGGGGAGAUUUUUGUAGCACUUAAAAAAAAACAAAUGAACAAGUGUAUGUACAGAUUUUAUUUAGUAUAUUUUAAAUACAGAUAUUCUAAACUAUCAUACAUAAUCAAGUUGAAAAAUUAUAAAACAUUAAUCCAGUAAUGUAAAAUUAUUCUGGGUGCUUUAAUCAUAAAAAAAGGCAUGAUGCCACUAAUUGGACAUUUCUUACUUUUUUUAAUUUUUAUUUUCAUUAGUAAACAGUUCGAUGAAGGCUGCAUUGUGCAGAGAAAUACAAUGCACAUUGUUAAUCACAACAAUGAAGCCGUUGCAUGAUAUAACUGAGGACUGGAAUGUUCUAUUUUGGCUAAAAUGUAGUUUUAGAGAAGGCUGCUAAUUGCCUGUCACUAUUCUUGGUGAAUGUCGUUCAGGUGAUUUGCAAACAUUAGUGUUUUUGCUACUGAAUCACGGAAUUAAAAAAUGCUUCACUCUUCCCAUUAGCUUCUUGGAUUUUUGUCCAUGGUGAAGACCUCUCAAAGCCAUAUGAAUAAAAGGAGGAAAUCUUUCUAUCUUGAUAUCUAAGACCACAAGAACACUCCUUAUUUAAAUCCUGUUUGUUUUAACUAUGGCUUCGGAAGGGACUCACUGUACCAUACAACACUGGGUGGGUGACACCUGCACCUCACAAAAUCCAGGCUGAGUUAAACACCGGUCCAUGAGAAAGUCCCGAAAAUUCAUUGACUGAAUGGACACAGAACAUGGUAUUCUCUAAGGAUCGAUCACUGUUUUGUUACUUCCCUCCUUGCAUCUACUACGUAAAUACAUCUACACUCAGGCACUAAUGCUCUGUGAUCUAAGAGAUUAUUCUAGUGUAGCGGAUCUUCAUUCGGGCUAGUCACUCGGGCUAGUGGAACUCUAGCCGAGUCUGUGGGCCGGCUGCUGCUCGCACAUUUUCACGCCCUAGCCAGACACAGGCCAGAAUCGCUUUAGUUUCUCAGGAAAAUAAGUCGUACUUCCGUGAGCACUGGAAAGAGGCGUUCUUGUUCGGAAUUCUAGGAAAUGAAUUCUCAGGAAAUCAAAUAAAGUUGAUCUCAGUUUAAAAAGUAACCCAGUGAU
Tupaia belangeri chinensis (Chinese tree shrew) is the source of this 6015-nucleotide messenger RNA. RefSeq names its product Rho guanine nucleotide exchange factor 38 (gene ARHGEF38). The transcript has 14 exons. Gene Ontology annotation, molecular function: guanyl-nucleotide exchange factor activity; protein binding. Lineage: Eukaryota; Metazoa; Chordata; Mammalia; Scandentia; Tupaiidae. The record is from RefSeq and is a predicted model, not a curated record. Gene Ontology annotation, cellular component: cytoplasm. The coding region runs from base 388 to 2724 and encodes 778 amino acids.